AUGGCAAAGGCGAAAAAGAUUGUCGAUUUGGACAAAUUGGCCUUCAAAUCAAGUCGGAAGAAGAAUUGUCGGCUCAUCAUCAAGAUUAAUGUAAGUUUUUUUGGAAGCUGUAAAAGUUUUGAUGACUGCACUGUGCAGAAAUUUCCGGUAUAAAAGCGUCAAAGUUUUCAAAAAUUUUUGAAAAUUUUUAUUUUCAGUCGUUGAUUACCGUAAUAUGGGCAUUAAUCAACAUCGGGAUCAUUUACUUUAUCGUUGACAGGAUGGUAAGUUGUUCUUGAAAACAACUUAUAAUUGAAUUUUUCAGGAUGAAAUUGAGCGAUUUACCGAAGAAGCCCAUCUACUUCGAGGCAGCGGGAUCUUGGCCUUUCAGCAGUGCAAGUUUCAGCACGAUUAUUUCAGCACCCCCUUUGAUAUGGUAAUCGAUUUUUUUGAUAGGUUCUAAAUGGACUCUUUAUAUGAGUUUAGACCCGAUGCUCCGACCAAUGCGGAAGUAAAGCGAUCGCCUGGCGAACCCGAAACUUGGCACAGCCCUUCACAAAGUACGUGGUGGAGGAAAAGGACAUCGAAAAAGGCUUGCAUCACAUGUGCUUGGACUAUCUCGAUCAUGUCAGUUCUCGUUGGGACUUCUUUUUGACUUGCACGGUGCAGAAAAACUAUCGAAGUUUAGCGCACUGUGCAAUGAAAAGUCAUUGUCUUUUGCACGGUGCGAUAAAAGAAAAUUGAUUUUGAGUUGCACUGUGCAGUAGAAAAUUUGUUAUGGAAUGCACUGUGCUAAAAAAAAAUUUCGACUGCACAGUGCAAUAAAAAUUUUUAAUUUUUGCACUGUGCAAAAAAGUCAAAAAUUCCAAAAAUUAAUUUUUUUCGUAUUUUAGGUGUAUUGCCAUGACGAUCACCGCGAAUGUCAACGUCCUCGUCGGGAAUUCAAAGAGUGUGCGGGGUUAACCGGGACCGGCGUGGAAGGCCAGAUCUCUUAUGGGUAUCCAGUCUACGCCCCGGCCAUCAAUGACGCCGAUAUGCAACAUCUGCGUGGCAAAACUCUGCUCGCCAACGAACUUAUUGUCAAGUGCCCGAUCUGCAGAAUCCAAUCUGAUUGGUUUAAGUCAGUUUUGGAUAUUAAUUUAGCCAGAGAAAGAGUUGACUCAGGUUGGGUCAAGUGUUUCUCUCGUAGGAUUUUGAUGAGAAUUGAAUGAAAUGAGCUUUGAUGAUGGUUUUCAGAGUUGAUGGAACAUACGGGUAUUACAAACAUCGUCCACAACUCCGUUGUAUUGCCAAAUUGGCCACAGUUGCUAUCGGUUGGCCCAGGUUCGCCGAGUUCUGCGAUAACACCGUGAAAGCGAUCAAACCCUUCGAUGACUGCGUCCAUUUCAGCAAUCAAGUCGACAUCAUCGCGAAUUAA
Molecule: messenger RNA, 1396 nt
Organism: Bursaphelenchus xylophilus (pine wood nematode)
Lineage: Eukaryota; Metazoa; Nematoda; Chromadorea; Rhabditida; Aphelenchoididae
Source: the annotation of a GenBank genome assembly